Micropterus salmoides (largemouth bass) is the source of this 3790-nucleotide messenger RNA. RefSeq names its product carnitine O-acetyltransferase-like. Gene Ontology annotation, biological process: carnitine metabolic process, CoA-linked. Gene Ontology annotation, cellular component: peroxisome. Gene Ontology annotation, molecular function: carnitine O-acetyltransferase activity. The record is from RefSeq and is a predicted model, not a curated record. NCBI's taxonomy places the organism in Eukaryota, Metazoa, Chordata, Actinopteri, Centrarchiformes, Centrarchidae. The transcript is spliced from 14 exons. The coding region runs from base 226 to 2133 and encodes 635 amino acids.
UUUUAUUAUAAAUUAUAUAAACUUAUCCUGCUGGGUCAACUCUGCUAGUGGGUCCUAAAAGCUGUUACCUGCCUGAGCGCACGUCACAGCAGGAGAGCAGUGGUUACCAACUCCUCUCACAUAGCAGAAGCUCUUCUCCAUGCAUCACAAUCUGUAUCCCUAAAGCAAAUUUUAUUAGGUACAAAGUGUUGUAUCUCAAUCUAAAGGAAUUUCUCUGAAAACACAAUGUUGGGAAUUUGCAGCAGAGCUCUGGUAACGGUGGGGAUGGUGAAGCCCUGUCACUUGGUUAAACCUGUAUCAGCAACUCUGGUUGCUGCCAGAAACCUGACCCAGCAGAAGGGACUGCCCAGUCAGCCUGUCCCCCCUCUGCAUCAGACCUGUGAGCUCUACCUCAGCAUGCUGGAGCCCAUCGUGGAGGAGGACGAGCUGAAGCGCACAAAAGAGCUGGUGAAAGACUUUCAGAAAGCAGGAGGGGUCGGAGAGAGACUGCAGAGAGGCCUGGAGAGGAGAGCACGCAACACUGAGAACUGGUUAACAGAGUAUUUUGUGAAGUAUGUCUAUCUUGACAAACGGUACUCUUCGGUGGUUCAGUCCAACGCCGGGAUGGUCUACCCCCAGAUGGAAAUCAGAGAUAAACAGGAACAGAUAAGGUUUGCCGCCAAAUACAUAGUGGGUUUUUUGGAAGUAAAGAAAAUGAUUGACAAUGAUGCUCUACCAGUUGAGUACAUGAAAGGGAAGCCGCAGUGUAUGAAGCAGUAUGAGCAGAUGAUAUCAUCCUGCCGGAUCCCUGGUCUGAAGGAGGAUUCAUUGGUGUUCUAUGGCAGGAGCUCCAACCCCCCCAAACACAUCACUGUAGUACACAACAAUCAGUUCUUCGUACUGGAUGUGUACAAUAGUGACGGGACUCCGCUGACAGUUGAUCAGCUCUGUGUUCAGCUGGAGAGGAUCUGCAACGCCUCACUACAGACCGACAUGGAGCCUGUCGGCAUCCUCACCUCUCAGCAUCGUGACAUCUGGAGCAAAACCUACGUCAGUCUAAUGAAGGAUAAGAAAAACAAAGAAUCACUGUCUGCUAUCGAAAGUAGCAUCGUCACAGUGUGUUUGGACAAAGCGAUGCCCCUAGUGUCUGAUGAGAUGUCUCGCAGCAGUAUUACUCACUGGAUGCAGACUGGAGGAGGCAGCCAGUGGAACAGUGGAAACCGCUGGUUUGACAAGGGGCUGCAGGUAAUUAUUGGAGAAGAUGGAAUUUGUGGUUUACACUUCUCCCAUGCCUGUGCUGAUGGCGCAACCCAUUUGGUGUUGGGAGGAUAUGUAAUAGAAAACAUAAACAAGGAAAAGACACAGACGAUGCCGCCUACAAUAGAGCCUUUGCCAGUGCCCCAGAAACUGCACUUCAACAUCACGCCUGAGGUCAAGAAGGACAUUAAGGAAGCCAAGCACAGCAUGGACGUACUGGUCCAAAACGUGGAGGUGAGGGAUACAGUAUUUGCUCACUUUGGGAAAAGUGUCCUAAAGGCUGACAAGAUAAGCCCCAAUGCUUUCGUACAGAUGGCGCUACAGCUGGCCUACUACAGGAUGUACCAGCGGUGCUGUCCAAUAAUGGAACCUGUGUCCCUGCGGACUUUCAGACUCGGCCGUCUAGCUAUUAUAAAUUCAACCUCGAGUGCAUCAGCUGCCCUUGUCAAGGCCUUUGACAAUCCCAAAAAACAGAACUCAGAGAAGGUUGAUUUAUUGGAGAAAGCGCUCAAAGCACACAAAAAGAGCACUAACAUGGCAGUCAGCGGACAGAUGAUAUACAGACACCUCUUGGGUCUUAAGAUGCAGGCUGUUGAGGAAAACAUCUCCAUGCCUGAUCUCUUCACAGACACCUCCUACGCUAAAGCCUUUGACUUCAGAAUCACUACCUCUCAGGUGAUGUCCAAGUUUGGCUGGACAUGUGUUGGCCCUGAACAACCUGGUACAUACUGUAUGUACUAUAGUAUUAUGGAUGAUCACAUUUAUAUCAUCGUCACCACUUUGGAAGCUUCCAACACCUGCAAAGAAACUGAUGCAGCCCAUCUAAUCCAAGCCAUGGAGGAUGCACUGUUGGACAUGAAGACCCUGCUGGGACAAACACCAAGAGUCGUAUUGUGAACCUAAUCCAGACUUAAAACAAUAGUUCAAUAUUUUGUGAUAUUUGCUCUUUUAAUUUCUUGCAGAGAGUUGGAUGACAACAUCAUACCACUCUCAUGUCUGUCGUUUUAAAUGGAAGGCUGCAGCCGGUUAGCAUAGCUCCUCAUAAAACCACAAGUUGUUGUUUUUUUUACAUUUCAGUUUUUGUAUGAAUUAAAAAGACGUGUUAAAUAGUGAGUGUUAGAGGUGCUGGUGGGUGGAAUUGUUUCCAGUCUUGGUGCUGAACUACAAGGUACAUUAUAGGUCAUGGAAAUAAAACUAUUUUACAUGGUGGAGUGCUGCGGAUGAAUUAAAGCUGGGGAAGGCAACGUGUUGGGCAAGGGUUUUUUCAGUUGAAAGUAUCAAACUGAAAAAAAAUCCCACCCCUUCUUUCAGGUCUCCCUCCAAAACCACUCCCUCAAAACACAUUUCCAUGUGCAAUGAGGCCAGCAAAUCAUUUCAUUUGGUCCUUAUUUCAGUCAUACGGCAUCCACAGAAACCAGAUUCUUUUUCAUUUUUGUGUCAGAGCUAAUUUGAUUUAUUGAUUGCUGUCUGUUGAUUCCUGUACUUUUUAUUUUAUUUUAAGCUUUAAGGAGUUUGAUAGCCUUAAGGAAGAAACUGUUCCGAUGUCUUAUGGUGCGACAGUGAAUACUGUUCUUGCCAGAUGGCAGUAGGGUGAAGAGGCUUUCGCUGGGUGGGUACUGUCUUUUAGUAUCCUUUGCCUCUGUGCAGGCACCUCACCUCACCGAUAUCUGAUGCUCAGGUGCUACUUAUCUUCUGCAGGUUUUAAUCACCUGCUGCAGAGCCUGGGUCGUGCACAUCCCAUGUAAGCUGAUGAAAUUUCCGGUGAGGUGCUUUCUAUUGCUCAUAUGUAAAAAUGAACUAGAACUUGGCACGGAACUCCUUUUUAAGUUUCCUUUAGAAAUACAGCUGUUUCUGAGCAUUAAGCUAAUCAUUGAUGACUGUAGCCUUAUAAACAGAUAUGAGAGGGUUAUAGAUUUCUAAUCUAACUCUCAGCAAGAAAGCAAAUUUUUAAAAAAAAAGCACUUUUUCCAAAAUGCCAAACUAUUGCUGAACUAACCUGACACAAGCUGAAGUAGACUCUAUGGUCCUAGUCUCGCUGACUGUGAAGUUUCAUAGUGAUUCAGACAGGCAUGGAAACGGUUCAAUAGUCUCAUGUUCUGUAUACUUAUAAACAACUUGCUUCCCAGAAAAUUUUUUAUUCCCUUCACAAGAAUCUUUGUUGUCUCUAUGGUCUGUGUUCAUGUUCAAAAACUCUUUUGUUCCUGCAGAUUGCUGUUUUCUCCUGGACAUUGGUUACUGAUUCAUUCUUUACGGCUUAGGUAGCCAAAUUUUAUUACGACGAUUUUGUUUACAUUUCCUUACACCUCUAGUGUGCCACUUUAUUAAAACUUUGAUUAUUGUUUCACACCUGUAGUUCGGUUCAUCUGGUCCAGACCUGGAUCUGCAUUUUUUUAGUUCUAAACCUGUUCAUGACGUUUUAUAAACGAACCAAGACGGGUAAACAUGACGUGACUUACAGAUAACUUGUUGACAGUUAGGCAGUUGUCAUCCUGCAUCAUCAGUGAGAGUUACUGUACUAAUCAAUCAUUUUUCAAAUAAAUCACAUUAAAAAUGA